UGCAGUGUCACCUAUCAUACAAUUGCUAUAUAUUACACUCAUUUCAUCAGCUUGGUUUUCUCUAGGAAGUAUAUUGCAUUUAUGGAUCAGAAGCAGCCUCUGAAUCAUCUCUUCACACUGCUGCUGCUCCUUUCAUGCCUUCUCUCCCUGGAAGCAGCUCCACUGUCAAGAAUCCUUGCAUCAAGGAACCAAGACAGAGCAGUAACGAAGGCAGCAGAACAGGUGAUUAACAAAGAGAUGAUAGUCACGGAAGGAGUUCCUGUGAGCGGGGCGAUGGACAUUGAACUCAAUGACUACCCGGGUUCUGGAGCAAACAGCCACCAUGAUCCUAAGAACCCUAGAAAACCGUGAAUCACACUCCCAGUGUGGAAGAUGGAUUGCCGUGUACUAUUAGCCACCUAGUGCAGUAGCCUUGAUGAGUUCAUGUAUUAUGUAUGAUUAGUACUGGAGUAAUGGUAUCAAAAAG
Musa acuminata AAA Group (dessert banana) is the source of this 466-nucleotide messenger RNA. RefSeq lists its product as uncharacterized. The coding region runs from base 82 to 351 and encodes 89 amino acids. Lineage: Eukaryota; Viridiplantae; Streptophyta; Magnoliopsida; Zingiberales; Musaceae. The transcript has 3 exons. The record is from RefSeq and is a predicted model, not a curated record.